UCAUGCUGCUCACAUUCAUCAAUACUUCUCGUAAUAGAUUGUGGGCAAAGUCAAUGUUGUCGACAAAACCUCGGACUUCGUCGUAUACUUGAAGCCCCCGUUUUGGACCGGCCCCGACCGCCUCUCUCUCUUACCACGAUCAUCUCUUCAGCGCUUAAACAGUUUUCUAUGUCUCAGCCUCCAGCAUCGCAGCCCUCCGGGACGGCGAUGAGCUCUACUCAACCACUACCUGGCGAAGAUCACGAGAUGUCGCCGAAUGGCCUUGACGAGGCUCCUCUCGACACCCCCGACGACGAAAUAUUGUCGGCCUGCGGUAAUGAUCUCGCGACGAAACUUGGACGCCUGUCCAACAGCCUCUACGACCGCAGGGACAUCACUGCCGAGGAGAUCCUCGGCACCCUUAGCAAACUCAUGGACCUAACUUCUCUAACCAUCCACGACCUCGGCAUCGCCAAAGUCUCCCUCCUCGGUCCUACCUUCGAUACUAUCGUCGGUGAGGCUGAUUCAUUUACCUCUCACCUGAUCUCGAUGCGAGGAGGACCGGCACAACCGGCCUCCAAGAAAGCUCGCAUCGACGACACGCCGAGCGAUGUCAUCGCCGACGCAGUCAAGGGCGCCCUUGGCCCUAUCAUGUCCGAUAUCAUGAGGCGUUUCAACCGCCUCGAGGAUGAAGUGCGGCGCAAGCCUGCCUCACGCUCCACACGUGCACACCCCGAUGCUGCUCG
Messenger RNA from Laetiporus sulphureus 93-53, 725 nucleotides. RefSeq lists its product as uncharacterized. NCBI's taxonomy places the organism in Eukaryota, Fungi, Basidiomycota, Agaricomycetes, Polyporales, Laetiporaceae. The record is from RefSeq and is a predicted model, not a curated record. The transcript has a single exon. The annotation marks the transcript as partial.